AUUUUAAAUUACGUGCAUUUAUUUGAAAAUAUUUGAAAAAAUGAGAGAAAAGGGUCGCCUCUCUUGUGCAAGGUGCUCAGCAUCUUUCCCAAACGUUAGCAUUUUGAAAUGUGACAACACAAUUCUUGGUAUAUCGCUUACAAUGUGCAAGACUUGCCACAAACGUUUCCAUCCGACAUGUACCAGCCAUACGUCGGCGACCAGACCAAGUGACAGGAUCUGUGACAGAUGUUUGCUUUGCGAAGCGACUGUUGUAUGUCCGCAAUGCUCAGGUCAGUUUCAAUGCGCACAGUUCUGUGAAUUAUGCAGUAGACAAGCACACGAGGGUCUUCGUGUUUCGCAUCUGGAUCACGUGAAAUCCAUGCCAAGUUAGUUUUUGUUGGACGCUUGUAAUCCGCUAAAAUACUUAAAUUUUAAUUUCCAUGAACAUUUAGGCUGGACCUAUCUGUUAUCUGUUUGAAAUACUGUCAUAAUAAUAUACAGUUUAGGUUAUUUUCACAAUGUGUUUGGUUUAACUAUUAUUGGUGUUCAAAUCUUUUGUAAAAACUGCACGAGCACAUAUAUUCUAUUUAAGCCGAAUAUUGUAAAAAAGUAUGUAUUUAUGUUUGCGUUCACUUUUAAUUCUCCACUGCUCUGGCUAGACCACAAGACUUAACGUCAGUACCACGGUCAAUCACAUGCAACCGAUGAAACGAACUAUUUGUCCUUUAUCCUUCCUCAGCCUAGGUUUUACAUAAUUGUACUGAACAUCCAGCAGCUUGCUUUGUAGCGUUUUUAAUCA
This is a messenger RNA of Mercenaria mercenaria, 781 nucleotides long. RefSeq lists its product as uncharacterized. The record is from RefSeq and is a predicted model, not a curated record. The transcript has 3 exons. The coding region runs from base 41 to 373 and encodes 110 amino acids. NCBI's taxonomy places the organism in Eukaryota, Metazoa, Mollusca, Bivalvia, Venerida, Veneridae.